Selaginella moellendorffii is the source of this 2670-nucleotide messenger RNA. RefSeq names its product pentatricopeptide repeat-containing protein At1g09410, mitochondrial-like. The transcript is spliced from 4 exons. Gene Ontology annotation, molecular function: RNA binding; protein binding. Lineage: Eukaryota; Viridiplantae; Streptophyta; Lycopodiopsida; Selaginellales; Selaginellaceae. Gene Ontology annotation, biological process: RNA modification. The record is from RefSeq and is a predicted model, not a curated record. Bases 1 to 2670 code for a protein of 889 amino acids.
AUGCAACGGGUUUGGCAAUACGCUCUUCAAGUUGUGAUUUUGAUUGUACUCUCAAUUGUCAUCCGGAAGGUGGAGAGCCGAUUUACCGUGGCUAUCCGAAAUGCCGAGGGGUAUAGGCCUCCAUCGAAGACCCCUCCCGUGAAGGGGAGCUGCAACGAUCUCUCCAGGGCCAGGGAGCUCCACGCCGCAUUCCAGGAGCUCGCCACGGCCGCCGCCACUGACACCUUCGUGCCCAACAAGAUCAUCGAGAUGUAUGGGCGCUGCGGGAGCGUGCGCGAGGCGCGAGCGAUCUUCGACGCCAUGCCCUGCAAGGAUGCCUUCUCGUGGGUGCUGAUGAUGCGCGCCUACGCUCGGCACGGGGAUCUCGAUGGCGCGCAAGCCGUGUUUGUGUCGAUGCCCUGCAAGAAUCUUGUGUCGUGGACAGCCAUGGCCGAGGAGAUCUUCCACGAGAUGCCGGAGAGAGAUCUGGCAUCCUGGAAUGCUCUGUUCGCGGCAUACACCCACGGUGAGGAUCUACAAAGAUUUGUUUCGUUGUUUCACGCAGCUCCACUGCGGGAUCUUGAGACCUGGACGUCGAUGAUCGCCGCAUUUGCUGCCGAUGGAGAUUCUCGCGGAUCCAAGCACACAUUCGAUGGAAUGCCCGAGUGGGAUCUCGUCGCCUGGAAUGCAAUGCUAGCUGCGUACGCCGGGAAUGGAGAGAUCAAAGAGGCCGAGAAGAUCUUCGCUGCCAUGCCCCAUAGAAACUUGAUAUCUUACAACACUAUGCUGGGUGGGUAUUGCAAAACAGGGCUCGUCACAAGCGCAAAGCGUGCGUUUGAUGCUAUGCCACAAUGGAACACAGUAAGCUGGACGGCGAUCCUCACAGCAUAUGCCACGAAAGGGCAUCUAAGCAACGCAAGGUAUAUCCACAGGGAGAUGCCAGAAACCAGCAUGGCAACGUGGAAUGCCAUGCUGGCCGGGUGUGUCUCCGCCGGCGACAUUGACAGGGCUGGUCGGUUGUUCCACGACAUGCCGGCUUGGGACACGCUGACGUGGAAUGUCAUGCUGGGCGGCUAUGCCCAGAUUGGGCAUGUCUUCCAGGCCAAAUCUUUGUUUGAAUCCAUGCCGUGGCCCAAUGUGGUGUCGUGGACGCAGAUGAUCUCCAUGUACGGGGAGUACGGUUUUGUAGAUUUUGCGAAGGAUACGUUUGAUAGGAUGCCAAGUCGAGAUUUAAUUUCGUGGACGUGUAUGCUUUCUUCGUAUGCCCGAAACGGGCAUAUCAAACAAGCGUUUGACGUCUUCCAGAGCAUGCCACACAAGGAUUUAGCGUCAACAAACGCAGUCAUAGCCGCGUUUUUUGACAAUGGGUGUCUUAGUCGGGCAAUUGCAAUGGUGGACAAUAUGGUGGAAAAGAAUCUCGUGACUUGGAACACGAUGUUGGUGGGCUAUGCACAAAAUGGGCAUUUUGAGGAAGCUAAGUGUUUGUUUGAUGAAAUGCCCGAGUGGGAUGACUGCUCGUUUAACUCGCUGUUGGCGGCCUAUGCCCAGUUUGGGCAUCUGGACGAGACAAAGAGGGUGUUUGAUUCGUUGCCUCACAAGGAUCUCUUCUCCGCUACCACCCUCGUAUGGGCAUAUGCCUCAAAUGGACACCUCGAAGAAUCUAAGAUCCUGUUUCACAGAAUGGCCUUCCACGAUACAGUUUCAUGGAAUUGCAUCAUGGCAGCACACUCGCAAAACGGCGACUUGGAAGGCGCGGAGAGGAUCUUCUCGCAAAUGCCGGAGCACGGAGCUUCAUCGUGGAGCGGGAUCAUCAGCUCACACUGCUGCAACGGCGGCGAUUCCAGCUGCAAAGUUGUAGCGAUGUUCCAUCGGAUGAAGAUGGUCGCACUGCCAACCAAGAUCUGCUUCGUCCCGGUUCUCAUAGCUUACUCCCACCAAGCCAAAGUCGACGCUGGCUUGAGCUGCUUCGUCUCAAUGAGCGGGGACUUUGGCCUCGAGCCCGUCAAGCAGCACUACUGCUGCGUCGUGCACUUGCUCGCCAGCGCCGGAUACCUGCGAGAUGCCGAGGAUGUUGUCGAGGCCAUGCCGUUCGUCCCUGACGCGGUGGAGCUUAUGUGCCUGCUCGACGCUUGCCGGGGCCAGGGCGAGAGAGAAAGAGCCGCUCGAGUUGCCGAGCAGCUGGUGAAUCUAGAUCCAAAACACGGAGCAAGUUAUGUGAUUCUAGCAAACAUCUCUCUUGCUUACCUCGAAGGAGCUAGUGUCGUUGCUUUCUUGCUUGAAAUUCCCGGUGGUGCGCUUGUCACAGACGAUCUCGUCCUGGAACCUGGUGAUCGGGAGCUUGUGCUCGAACAUCCCGACCUGGAAGCUUACGUGAGUGCCAUCGGCGAGCUCCACGCUCGAGACUGGCAGCCAGUGGAAGCUCUUCCUAAUCCACACCCCGUACAUGUCGUACAUCUUGCCGUGGCCAAAGCUCCCGCUGAUUCGAGAAUCGAAGAACAGGCCCUGCUCGUCCAGCUCCUUGGACUGGCACACAUCGCGCAGCUCCACCAGGAAAGUGCCAUUCGUGCGCACCUCGAAUUUCUACAGCAAAGCCGGCGAUUGAGCGAGAGGGAAAUUCUGGAAAAUUUUCGCUUUUGCUCACCUCGAUCCCUGCCGUCGGGAACAAUCCCGCAGGGAGGCCAUUGGUGCUGA